AUGUCUUCAGCUGGUAUAAUUGCAAUUAGGCCGGCAUGUGAGGAUUCUAUGAUUUUUUCACAACCCCCUUUGGCUGCGGACUGUCAAGAGUCAAUUUUGAUAUAUGUGGCUAUGUCGGGGUCUAAGGUUCCAAUGCAGGUCCUGGAGUCGGACUCCAUUGAGUCUGUAAAGCUCAGGAUCCAGACCUGUAAAGGGUUUGUAGUCAAGAACCAAAAAUUGGUAUGCAAGGGGAGGGAACUGGCGAGAAGCAAUUCGCUGGUUCGCGACUAUGGGGUUAUAGGUGGAAAUGUUUUGCAUUUGGUCCUGCGACUCUCUGAUCUUCAGGUUAUUAAUGUGAGGACUUGUUGUGGGAAAGAGUUCACCUUUCAUGUUGAGAGGAGUCAGGAUGUUGGUUACAUCAAGCAUCAGAUAUCAAAGAAUAGAAAUUUGGAGUCUGUUGAUGAUCAGGAGGUUUUCUGUAAUGGUGAGCCAGUUGAGGAUCAUAGGUUGAUUAAUGAUAUCUGUAAGGAUAACAAUGAUGCUGUGAUCCAUUUAUUUGUGCGGAAGUCAGCGAAAAUUAGGGCUAGACCUGUGGAGAAGAACUUCGAGUUGUCUAUCUCUGCCCCACAGAAGAAUGACGUGAGGGAGUAUGAUGUGGAUAUGGAAAAUAGGCAUGGGCACCAAACAGAAACUGAACAUAAUCUCUAUAUGCCAAGGAAGUCUCCAGGUAUAGAUAUAUUAUUGGAGCCUGUGAUUGUUAACCCCAAAAUUCAAUUGGCUCGAGAGAUUAGGGAUUGGAUUGACUCAACACGAGAUGGAUUAUAUAGCAGGAAUUAUCCAAUUAGGUCUUUGGAGGGCACUGGGGGUACAUAUUUUAUGCUGGAUGCGUCUGGGAAUAAGUAUUUAUCUAUGUUUAAGCCAAUUGAUGAGGAACCUAUGGCCGUGAAUAACCCCAGAGGGCUUCCUCUGUCUGAGGACGGCGAAGGGUUGAAGAAGGGGACAAGAGUUGGAGAGGGUGCAAUCAGGGAAUAUGCUGUCUACUUGUUGGAUCAUCCAAAGAGUGGUCGCCGCUCUUUUUCUGGUGAGCUUAGAGGCUUUGCAGGUGUUCCUCCUACAGUUCUUGUUUCGUGCCUGCACAAGGGAUUUAAUCAUCCCAAAGGCGUGAUUGCCAAGAUUGGGUCCUUGCAAAUGUUCAUGGAGAACAAUGGAAGUUGUGAGGACAUGGGUCCUGGUGCCUUUCCAGUUGAGGAGGUGCACAAGAUUGCCGUGUUGGAUAUGAGAGUUGCAAAUGCAGAUAGGCAUGCUGGGAAUAUAUUGGUGACCAUAGGCCAAGAUGGCCAAACUGUGCUAAUCCCAAUUGAUCAUGGCUACUGUUUGCCUGAUAGUUUCGAGGAUUGCACAUUUGACUGGCUCUACUGGCCACAGGCCUGCCAACCUUUCAGCACCAACACCCUCGAGUAUAUAAAGUCUUUGGAUGCCGAGGAAGACAUUGCCUUGCUCAAGUUCUAUGGAUGGGACUUGCCUCUUGAGUGUGCUCGGAUACUUCGUGUUUCGACCAUGCUUUUGAAGAAAGGUGCUGAGAAGGGUCUCACCCCAUUUGCCAUAGGCAACAUUAUGUGCAGAAAAACCGUGAAGAAGGAAUCCAUGAUGGAGGAGAUAGUUCAAGAAGCUUUGGAUUCCGUGCUCCCCUGCUCGAGUGAAGCUGCACUCCUUGAAUCCAUCUCUUGCAUAAUGGAUCGUCGUCUUGAGGAUAUCAUUUAA
Messenger RNA from Fraxinus pennsylvanica, 1740 nucleotides. The record is from the annotation of a GenBank genome assembly. NCBI's taxonomy places the organism in Eukaryota, Viridiplantae, Streptophyta, Magnoliopsida, Lamiales, Oleaceae.